UCAUCUUUAGAAAAGAAGCAUAAACAUUCAGUGGGUUAUAAGCUUCUGAAUAAAAGAGAUGGUGAUGAUGAAUGUUGAAAUAAUCUCCAAGGAAAUAAUCAAACCAUCAUCUCCAACACCCAGUGACCUUAGAAACCACAAACGUUCCUUCCUAGACCAACUUGCACCCACCACUUAUAUUCCUAUUAUCCUUUUUUAUCAACCCAAGCUGAUUAAUGGGCAUCACGUUGAUCAUGAUCAAGUCCAAAGAUCUUCACGGCUUAAAAAGUCUCUAGAACAAACCCUCAACCGCUUCUACCCUUUGGCUGGAAGAGUCAAAGAAGACCACUCCAUCGACUGCAACGAUGAGGGGGUCGAGUAUUACGAAGCUCGCGUUGCGUGUAACUUAUCACAAGUUCUCCAACACGUCAAUGUCGAAGCCUUAAACAAGUUUCUGCCAUUUGAACCCUAUGGCAUUAAUGGCGCUAAACUUGGAAGCCGUGAAGUUCUCUUGGCUGUCCAAUAUAAUAUCUUUGACUGUGGCGGAGUAGCCAUUGGUGUGUGUGUUUCACACAGGAUCGCAGAUGGAGCUUCAGCCACAACAUUUCUUGGCGCCUGGAGCGCUACAUCUCGUGGAGAUCAUGUACUUGAAGCUGUCUGUCCAAAUUUUGAUGCGGCCAAGUACUUCUCACCGAAAGAUAUACCUUGGGGCUUGGGAGACAUAGGAGUCACAAAGGAAAACAUCGUAACAAGAAGAUUGGUGUUCGACAAAUCCAGCAUAGUAGCUUUGAAGGAAAAGGCCUCCUCAGCAGCGGGUUUUUCACAAGUGAAGUUCCCAACGCGUGUGGAGGCAGUUUCAGCGUUCAUAUGGAAAAGUCUAAUGGCGAUAUCCAAAUCAAAACCAGCACCAGCAAGAGUGCAUGCAGCAGUUCAUGCGGUGAACAUACGGCAGAGGAUGGUCCCUCCCAUGCCAACGCAUUCUUUUGGAAAUCUUUGGUACUUCGCUGCGGCUAUAAUAUCACCACAUGAUGAGCUUGAUCAUGAUCAUGAUAGUAAUUGUACUCUGGCGACCAAGCUAAGUAAGGCAAUAAAAGGAAUCGAUGGUGAUUACGUGAAGAAACUACAGAGUGAUGCGAUUCCGGAUUCGCUCACAAAGAAAGUCGGGCUAUCGUCAAAGCUGGGUGACGUAGAGUCGUACAGGUUUACAGGUUGGUGCAGGUUUGCUCUUUAUGAAACUGAUUUUGGGUGGGGGGAGCCCACCUGGGUCUGCUGUCCCAGCAUGCCUUUCAAGAAUCUUGUGGUGUUGACAAGCACAAGAGAUGGAGAUGGAAUGGAGGCAUUCGUCAACAUAUUAGCGGAAGACGCUGUCGUAUUUGAUAGUGAUAAAGAACUCCUUCCAUUUGUUUCUUGGACAAUUAAUAGCUGAUCAGUACGGACAUGAAUGGAGGCCGGGCCAAUUACUUUCUGUUGGGACGUGUGUUGAAUCAACGUACUUAUAUUUAAUCAAUGGUUUUCUAAUUAAGCUAGUGAUCUUUGUUUAAUUAUCUCGUGCCAAAAGGAGUGCAUGCUUCAAUUCAUGCAUUCUUCUGAAUCAUGUAAUUCGAUCGAUCUUCUUCGAUCUCUUGUGUAUCUCCAAGUUUCUUGGAGUUUAAUUACUUGAAUAAAAGUCAAUAUCCUUGCAUGUGUA
Messenger RNA from Alnus glutinosa, 1666 nucleotides. RefSeq names its product stemmadenine O-acetyltransferase-like. The transcript has a single exon. The record is from RefSeq and is a predicted model, not a curated record. The coding region runs from base 59 to 1405 and encodes 448 amino acids. NCBI's taxonomy places the organism in Eukaryota, Viridiplantae, Streptophyta, Magnoliopsida, Fagales, Betulaceae.